CUUGACUCAUUCAGGUACUUGGCAUCCUGCAGACAGGGACGGUCUGAAUGUGCUUAGUUUGUGUUUGUGUGUAAAUGGGGUGGGAUGUUUAUAUAAACAGCAACUCUCUGUAAGUGACACUAAUAUUUGAGCUCCAGUGCAGGCAGGAGCAGCUCUCUGAGGGUCAGCUUUCUAGGCCACUAGAUUCAUCACGGACCAAGGCUUACAGUUCCAUCGAUUCCUUGCCUAGUCUUGGAGAACGACUUGCAGCACAAAGAUGUCUUCUGGAGGGUUAAGCUUCACUGUUCGGAGAAUUUUGGGUCUUCCAGAAUUUGACAGCACAGCCUUACAGAACGAUUCACCCUUAAAUUACACCAGUAGGACCCCAUAUCAAGACUGGCUGGAUAAUGAGAGAAAACACUUUCUCUCCUCAGAUGACAGCGGGUCGGAGACCACCUCUCCAGACACCACUCAGAGAUCAGAAGCGGGAUCUGACACGGCUGAGACAGAGGAGAAGAAGAAGAAAAAGCGUAGAGUCCUCUUCUCAAAGGCUCAGACUCUGGAGCUGGAAAGAAGGUUCCGCCAGCAGCGCUACCUAUCAGCCCCAGAAAGGGACCAGCUGGCUCACAUUCUGCACCUCACUCCCACCCAGGUCAAAAUCUGGUUCCAAAACCAUCGCUACAAGAUGAAGAGGGUCAAGCCUGAGACAAGCAGCACACCUCCUCUAUUUAAAAGGGUCAUGGUCCCAGUUCUAGUGAGGGAUGGACAGCCAUGUCAGACUUGCACUUCUGCCCCACCUUCAGAAAGGGAAAGUAUCCAAGUGCUUCCCACUCUGCCCUUCAACUUUUUCCAAGGUUAUCAUCAACAUCAACAGGUAGCCCACCCUUCAAGCUUCUCCUGGAGAUGGUGACUAGAACGCUAAUCCUAUCUUGUGUUUACAAAGGCAUGGACACCUUGAGGAAGGGAAACACAGAAACAUAGCUGAUGUUUGACAGCAAUAAUAACCCAAAACAGCCAUAGCCAGAACUGUGUGGGCUAUACAAAUGUAGCACUCUAGGAGAUUCAAGUAUCUUGUAUCUUAAACAGAUACAAGAACAAAGCAGCCAGUCUGGAUAUUGCCCUCAGAAGAGUCAGUGGUAUCCAAGACUGAAAGUGUAUAAUUAAAUGUGUAUUUGUGUAUAUAUACAGUAAAUAUAUGGAAUUUUAUUUUAUGAUAUUUUUUCAUUUGUAUAUAAAGUUUUUUUUCUUUUCAACUGUUAAAAAUAUUUCAUGCUUUAAAGACUUCAUUAGCUGUGUUCAGAAAGGGCAUUUUGCUGAUGGAUUUAAUAAAUGGAUUGAAAAUA
Molecule: messenger RNA, 1322 nt
Organism: Xenopus laevis (African clawed frog)
Lineage: Eukaryota; Metazoa; Chordata; Amphibia; Anura; Pipidae
Gene: nkx2-8.L
Product: NK2 homeobox 8 L homeolog
Exons: 2
Coding region: 257-889 (210 amino acids)
Biological process (GO): regulation of transcription by RNA polymerase II; cell differentiation; regulation of DNA-templated transcription
Cellular component (GO): nucleus
Molecular function (GO): RNA polymerase II cis-regulatory region sequence-specific DNA binding; DNA binding; DNA-binding transcription factor activity, RNA polymerase II-specific
Source: RefSeq, a predicted model, not a curated record